UUUCCAUCAUCAACCAACCAUGAUAGCUGAUAGAGGCGCUCCCUUGUUUGAUUCGGGGAAUACUAGAGAUUAUAACCAUGCCACAGACUCUAAUUAUAAGAAACUUCGAGCUGAAGCAGACGCAUUAUACGAUAAACGUCAUAAAUUGAGUCAACAACUGCAACUGGCUUAUAAACUGGGAGAUGGAGCUAAAGCUCAUGAACUAAGUGAAAAACUGAAGAAAAUAUUGGAACAAGCAGAAGCUAAAAACAGGCAAGCCGCUGAAUACGUUUUCCGAGAAAAUAAUUCUGAUAGUGCUGAAGAUGAGAUUGAUUUACAUGGAUUAUACGUUAAUGAAGCGAUUUUUUUUUUACAAAAUCGUAUUGCUAAUUCGAUAAGAACAAACCAGUCUCAUUUAAGAGUUAUUGUUGGUAAGGGAUUACAUUCGAAGAAUGGGGUUGCUAAAAUCAAACCAGCAGUCGAUGAUAUGUGUGAUGAAUGUAAUUUAAGACAUCGAAUUGAUCCAAAUAAUUCUGGAGUUUUAGAAAUUGAUUUAUCUAAUACUCAUGAAAACCAAAUUCCAUCAAGCUGGAAUUCUCAUGGUGCUGGUGCCACUAUUAAUCAACCUCAACAAGCUUAUCAUGGUAAUGCUGGUCCUCAAUACCAUCAACAACCUCAAAAUAAUCAAUACCAUCAACAACAACAACCUUUCAAGACUGGUAAUACUAUUGUUGAUUUGUUGAUUAAAGGAUUAUGUAUGUGUCUCAAUAGUAAAUAGACUGUAUAACUACAAGGUAAG
Hyphopichia burtonii NRRL Y-1933 is the source of this 778-nucleotide messenger RNA. RefSeq lists its product as uncharacterized. The record is from RefSeq and is a predicted model, not a curated record. The transcript has a single exon. Bases 20 to 757 code for a protein of 245 amino acids. Lineage: Eukaryota; Fungi; Ascomycota; Pichiomycetes; Serinales; Debaryomycetaceae.